Solea senegalensis (Senegalese sole) is the source of this 2204-nucleotide messenger RNA. RefSeq names its product DIRAS family, GTP-binding RAS-like 1b (gene diras1b). The record is from RefSeq and is a predicted model, not a curated record. Gene Ontology annotation, molecular function: GTP binding; GDP binding; GTPase activity. Lineage: Eukaryota; Metazoa; Chordata; Actinopteri; Pleuronectiformes; Soleidae. The transcript is spliced from 3 exons. Gene Ontology annotation, cellular component: plasma membrane. Gene Ontology annotation, biological process: signal transduction. Bases 228 to 824 code for a protein of 198 amino acids.
CGUCCUAUCUGACAGAAAGAGAGAGGAAGAGCGAGAGAGAGAAGGAGAGAGGCAGAGUCUGCGGUGGUGGUGUUAGAAAUCGGACGACAUGAGCUCUACAUGAACCGCGUGAAAAUGCUUUAGGACGCGCGUUUGUCUUUCAUCAGCCUCACACAAGGACGAGCCUGAAGCGGACCUUUAUUCUUCACGAGCAGGUGUAACACUGUCUUUAGCCUGAAGGGGGCAGAAUGCCGGAACAGAGCAACGACUAUCGCGUGGUGGUGUUCGGCGCAGGCGGAGUAGGGAAGAGCUCCCUGGUCUUGCGCUUCGUGAAGGGCACCUUCAGGGACACCUACAUCCCCACCGUCGAGGACACCUACCGCCAGGUGAUCAGCUGCGACAAGAGCGUGUGCACGCUGCAGAUCACCGACACCACAGGGAGCCACCAGUUCCCGGCCAUGCAGCGCCUGUCCAUCUCUAAAGGCCACGCCUUCAUCCUGGUCUACUCCAUCACGAGCAAACAGUCGCUGGAGGAGCUCAAACCCAUUUACCAACAGGUCCUGGCCAUAAAGGGCAACGUGGAGGCCAUCCCCAUCAUGCUCGUGGGCAACAAGAGCGACGAGACACAGCGGGAGGUGGAGACCAAGGACGGGGAGGCUCAGGCAAACCAGUGGAAAUGCGCCUUUAUGGAGACAUCGGCCAAGACCAACCACAACGUUACCGAGCUCUUCCAGGAGCUCCUCAACCUGGACAAGAAGAGGAAUAUGAGUCUCAACAUCGACGGCAAGCGCUCAGGAAAGCAGUCCCGUGCCGAGAGACUGAAGGGCAAAUGCAGCGUGAUGUAAAAAUCCAGGAAUGGGGAGGUGACGGCGGAGGAGAUGGGUGAGGAAAUACAGAAGAAAGGGGGAGGAAAAAAGAGGAGAGAGGAGAGGAAAAUACAGACUCACUAAACACAUAACUCAGAGCAAAAACGUCUGGAAGGCAACCGGGAUCUCAUCAUCCACAACUUCUUCCAUUUGACUGGUGCGUUCAUUAAAUACCGGACACACACACUCACACACACUCACACACACACACCGAAAAUCCAGAAGAGAGUGUCACAGAAAUGAGAAUGCCCCGUGGAACGUCAGCCACCGUGGGGAAACGGUGUGGACUUUUGCAUCAUCCAAGUGCCACAAAACCUGGCUGAGGCUCUCGUCACAGACCUUGGACGGCAAUAAAGACCACAGACGACAGACAGCACCCACGGACAAAGGCUGAAGGCUUUUGGUCUCCACAAAACAUUCAGUGUCUCCUCUCACCUCUUUACACCCACUCACCCCUCCCUCCCGCUUCAGCUCACACCUAAAUUCCCCCGCCGCUCCAAACAGCCCUCAUCCUUUGCAUAGCUCCUAUUAUAACAACUAUAUAGAAAUGUGAUGUAUAAGUCAUCUUGAGUUAGAAACCCUAUUUUAAGAAACUGAAGUGUGGGCUUCAUGCUAGGGAGGACAAGUACCGGAAAGGUCUGAGGCUGCUGGUGUAAACAACAACAACAACAGCAGCAGCAGCAGCAGCAGCAGCGAAAACCACGCGAUCCACCGCAGAGCCACACUCGACGACUCUGGUGUAUAUAAACAUGGGAUAUUUCACUGAUUCCACAGAGUCCACACGUGCCCUACCCCAACUAUUGUAUCAGUCACAUAUGUUUUGAUGUGGGCUUUGAAGCAUAAGAGCUUAAGACAUUUUUCAUUCUCAUUUUCUCAACAUUUCUUAUAUUAAUUUCCCCUUUUUUCCCUUUUUUUUUGUUUUCAUUACAUCAAAAAUGUCCUCCGGGGUGGAGAAGCAUGAUACGACGCAGCAAUGCUCUCAAGUCUCUCAUCCCGUGUCGAAUAAUAACUCCGUUACGAAAGGACGCUGGACUCUCAUCAGAACUCAAAACAGAAACAAAAAAGAAAAACACGUCUGCCUUCUGGACGAUACACUUGGAUAAUCAUUGCCAAGCUGAGGAAAGUGAACUGUGCUGAUUUUCUGUUCUGUGUUUAAAAAAAAAAAAAAAGAAUGUCACGUUGCUUUUUGGCACUUUUCAUGUGAAGGUUUGUUUUUUGCCUUUUUUUGUUUCCCCUCCUUGCUUUUAAUGUUCUUUAAAUUCGCAUUAAGUCUAAUUUAACACCUUAAAGAAAAAAAGCACACGGAAAAAGAAGAGGAUGGAUGGGAUGGAUGUAAAAAAAAAUAAAUAAUGCAGAUUA